Molecule: messenger RNA, 1722 nt
Organism: Dendronephthya gigantea
Lineage: Eukaryota; Metazoa; Cnidaria; Anthozoa; Malacalcyonacea; Nephtheidae
Product: sushi, von Willebrand factor type A, EGF and pentraxin domain-containing protein 1-like
Exons: 2
Coding region: 319-1512 (397 amino acids)
Source: RefSeq, a predicted model, not a curated record
UUUGAUAUAAACUGCCUGAAAUUGACAAAAAACAAAAUUCGACGAGAAUCGACCGGUGUCCUUCGAACCGUAUUUCAAUCAAAAUUUCUGCCGUGUGUAAUAUUUGCUGGCAAAGCUUAAUAUCAUUGAUGGACAUUGUACGUUUCGAAUUGCUGGAUGGCUCUAUAUUUUUAUGUAUAGACUUAUCUAUAUCGAGCUAGGAGAGAGUUAGGGUGAUGCCUGUAUUCCGUCAUCAGAACAGCAAUUAUUGCCCUCCCUAAUACUAUUAAUAUUUUUUUCUUCCAAACAUCACGCCUAUAUGACAGAACCCAAGUUCAGAUGGCAUUAUUUGCGACUCUAGUCACGGAAAGCUGCCUACGAAGCAACUAUCGGAUCACGAGUGACAAAAACAAAGCAUUGCAAGGCCACUGCGACAUUUUCAAUACAACCACAGCAAAUAUUGGAAAAUGUCUUCAGUUGUGUCUUGGAAACUGUUCAUGCAAAUCAUUCCAACUCUGCCACCUGUACGAUGGAAAGACAGAAUGUCAACUUUGUUCAAGUGAUAAACACUCACAUCCAGCCGCGAUGACAGACAACGAAAAUUGUUCGACUUACAAUUUUGAAAUCGAAGCUGGGAUCUCUGAAAAUCAUUGCGAAGCGGGGUGUACAUCCCGCAUCAACUGCUGUCUCAUAUCGACCCCAUGUUACAACGGUGGCACCUGUGUUCCCCACAGUACCCUCCGAUUCACCUGCAAAUGUCCGUUGCACUACCGCGGAGACCGCUGCGAGAUACUGGACUGCGCUCCGGGCUACGCCGGGGAAAACUGUGAACGAGAGAUUAAAUCGUGCAAAGAUGUUGCAACGUCAUCCGGUAUUUUGCCUCUUUCAAGAAUUUAUACAAUUCUAGAUAGCUUUUUGAAGACUUUUGAAGUUUUCUGUGAUUUCGAGAAUGAUUCCCAAAGCGUAUUGUGGUCGUGGACACUAGUGCAAUCCUACGCGUUUUAUGAAAACGGAAAAUUCCGGUGGGCAUCAUUUUUAAGAGAAGAUCCGCCGAUAAUAAACGAAAAAAAUUGGCAUUUGUUUCGUCUUGGUAAAACGAGAAUGGAGUCCUUGAGGAAAGAGUCAACAAAAUGGCGCGUCACUUGUUGCUACGAUACGACCGAUGGCGUGGAUUACCGGGAUUACGUGCGGGCAUCAUUCUCCGAGGUCGACCCACUAGUUUUUGAUGGUGAAGAAUGUGUGAGGGUCGAUCAUAUCAGCGUACGCGGGCAACAAUGCAAGAAUUGCACAGCGUACGCUUUUCAAAAGAACGCCAUGUUUCAUUUCCGAGCCUUCAAUAGCCAAUGUGAGUUUAAAACGACCGGAUACAAGCAAUGUUUGAACGAAAGAAAGUCGCAUAAAACAAUCGAGAGCAAUUUCGGCUUUUACAGUUGUGCGAACGAAGAACACAGUUGUUCGGCUCAUAUGAAUGCAACAACACAGACUUGGUUUGGAGCUGUGCAUAACUCGAGCUUGACUAUUCCCGGCAGUUAAGAAUUGCUUUAUUGUGUAUAAUGAAAGCUCUUGAGAAAAAUAUUGUGUUAUAUAACCAGGUUUAAUAUCUCGCGCGAAUAUUUGACCUAAUCAGAGGGCAAAAGGGUUGUCGAAGUAGGAAGUCGUUUAUGCAGUAUUAAAUCGAUUAUAUCUAUUGUUAUUCUUCAUGAAACUAUAGUCAAAAACUUAGUGGCUUGGUUUAUUUAUAAC